Molecule: messenger RNA, 1228 nt
Organism: Truncatella angustata
Lineage: Eukaryota; Fungi; Ascomycota; Sordariomycetes; Amphisphaeriales; Sporocadaceae
Exons: 2
Coding region: 196-1122 (308 amino acids)
Molecular function (GO): FAD binding; oxidoreductase activity
Source: RefSeq, a predicted model, not a curated record
GGCGUACUCAUCAAUCUAGCAAGUUUGAAUCAGGUCACGUUCAAUGCCGACAAGUCUCAAGCGACCAUCGGGGGAGGGUCCAAUAUCAGCAACACAAUUUCCCACGCAUACGCUGCAGGAGCUCUGGUUGAGACUGGUAACUGCAACUGUGUGGGCACACUGGGAGCGAUACUCGGUGGUGGCUACGGAAACCUUAUGGGGUUAUAUGGUUUCGGAGUUGACAAUGUCCUCUCGCUCCGCGUUGUCACAGCUGAUGGCCAGAUCCGCAAUGUGACCGCUGCCUCUGAUCCGGAUUUGUUCUGGGCUCUCCGAGGUGCAGGGCCUAAUUUCGGCAUCGUGACAUCCGCAGUGGUGAAGGCGCACCCGGCCUCGAGUGAUGACAUGCUGGCCUGGACAGGCUCCUUGGUGUUUACAUCCGACAAGCUGGAACAAGUCGUGCAGGCCAUUCAAGAUCUAAAACUCCUUCCGAACAUGAACGUCUUCAUGUAUUUCCUCUCGGAUGGAUCCCCAGCGAACGUGCCAAUUGUUGUGGUCGCGCCCUUCUUAUAUAAGGGCAAUGCGACAUCAGGCCGCUCUGCGUUUGCCAGUAUUUAUGCGAUCGGCCCAGUAGCAGAUAGCACCAGCGUCAUACCGUACAACCAGUGGAAUUCUGCCGGCAACUCACUAUGUGUACCCGGAGCACGGAAGCCAGGCUAUGGUGCUGGCUUUCAGAAGAUGGUCCCCGCUACCUGGCGUCAAAUAUGGGACAAGUUUGUCGAAUUCCAACAAACGCCUGGGGCACAGAGCAGCGGUGUGCUGCUAGAGGCGUACUCCCUCACGAAGGCGAGAUCGGUGGAUUCUCAAUCGGCGGCUUUCCCCUUCCGAAACGUGAACUUCAACGCCUUCAUCAUACCUUGGUAUAAUGACACGUCUCUUGACGACAAGGCCGAAUUGCUCGGAACUGCGUCACGCGACCUAUGGAGAUCUACGGAUGGCUUGAGUCGCAAUUCCACCUACAUUAACUUUGCUCAUGGCGAUGAGCCUCUAGAGGUGGUGUACGGCGACAGCCUUUCUAGGCUACGGUCUAUCAAGCGCCGGUUCGAUCCUUACAACCGGUUUAGUCAAUGGUUCGACAUACAGUAGCUUAGUAAGACACAUCUUACAAGGUGAUGCAUAGCGCUGCCCGCACCUGCUGGCAGUUACUACACGUGAAUAGAUACAUAGGCUUUCUAGGGCCAUACUAGCCUAC